Messenger RNA from Hippocampus zosterae (dwarf seahorse), 2519 nucleotides. Its product is annotated as tumor necrosis factor receptor superfamily member 6-like. Lineage: Eukaryota; Metazoa; Chordata; Actinopteri; Syngnathiformes; Syngnathidae. The record is from RefSeq and is a predicted model, not a curated record. The transcript has 9 exons. The coding region runs from base 75 to 1043 and encodes 322 amino acids. Gene Ontology annotation, molecular function: tumor necrosis factor receptor activity; protein binding. Gene Ontology annotation, cellular component: external side of plasma membrane; CD95 death-inducing signaling complex; membrane raft. Gene Ontology annotation, biological process: motor neuron apoptotic process; necroptotic signaling pathway; regulation of stress-activated MAPK cascade.
UCACGCCGUCAACUCGUCGGGGUUGCACGCAUGCGCAGAAUACUCGUUGGAGUUUCACUUUAAGUCCAGUUAACAUGAAGACGUCUUAUUCCUUUGUCUCUUCGUCGCUUACUCGUUUUUCCAUCCUUGUUUUGUUCGGCUCCCAUUUGUCACUGGGCGUCGACGCGUCAUCGCGGCUCCAAAAGAAAAGAGAAGUCCUGUGUGCGGAUGGACUGUACCAACAUGACUCAAUAACCUGUUGCCUGUGUGCCAUUGGUCAGCGACUGAAGAAGCACUGCACUGCUGCCAGUCCACAAGAUACGCAAUGUGAGCCAUGUGAACCGGGCUUGUACAACAGCCACCCAAACCAGGACAACAACUGCAAGCGCUGCACCUCCUGCUCACAUCAAAAUGCCAAUCUGGAGGUGGAGUCUGCUUGUACCCGAGCACGCGACACCAAGUGCCGGUGCAAAGCGCACCACUAUUGCAUUAGCGCCGAUGAUCAAGACUGUAAACUCUGCAGUUCUUGUACAGAGUGCGGCCUGGAAGGCGUCAAAGUAGCCUGUACAGCCACCAAUGACACUGUAUGCAAUGACAAAUUAAAAGUGAGAACUCGUGUCUGGAUAGCAGUCGCUAUAGCUUGUGCAGCUGUCACAAUAAUAAUAAUAAUUGGUGUGUCCUUUCGAAGGAGCCGCAAACACCGAAGGAACCACCAACGGAGCUCGAACAAUCCAGCGACGAUGGGGUUGGAGAUGGAGCCAAUUAACAGACCCUUAGGACCCAUACCAUGUACAGACCCUUCGCGGCACCUGCCCGCGAUCGCAGAAGAGCUCGGGUGGAAGACUAUGGUCAACGUGGCAACGCGGAGCGGGAUAAACAUGGUCACAAUUGACAGCUGCAGACUCGACCACCCGCAUGACAGUGAGGAGCGCACACUGCAGCUACUGAGGAAGUGGACCGAGUAUCAAGGCAUGGACGCUAUGGAAAACUUGAUCCAAAUCCUGCACGACAUCAGGCAGAAUUACAAAGCGCAAAAGGUGAAGUCCAUUGUAUUCCAAAUUUGACAUUAUAUGCACUUUUACUUGAAAGAACAACUGUGACAGAUGAUAGGAUUUCCAAGGAGAAUGUUUUUAUGCCAGUGCACAAAAACAUAAAAAUAUUUUCAGUGAGCGAAAUUUUGAGCUAAAAUCUUAUAUGUGCAAUUAUCAUGAAUUAAUUUGAACAAUACGGGUCGAGGGCAGCCCGGUAGUCCAGUGGUUAGCACGUCGGCUUCACAGUGCAGAGGUACCGGGUUCGAUUCCAGCUCCGGCCUCCCUGUGUGGAGUUUGCAUGUUCUCUCCGGGCCUGCGUGGGUUUUCUCCGGGUGCUCCGGUUUCCUCCCACAUUCCAAAAACAUGCGUGGCAGGCUGAUUGAACACUCUAAAUUGUCCCUAGGUGUGAGUGUGAGUGCGAAUGGUUGUUCGUCUCUGUGUGCCCUGUGAUUGGCUGGCAACCGAUUCAGGGUGUCCCCCGCCUACUGACCGGAGACAGCUGGGAUAGGCUCCAGCACCCCCCGCGACCCUAGUGAGGAACAAGCGGUUCGGAAGAUGAAUGAAUGAAUGAAUACGGGUCGAAAUGUUUACAUCAGAAUUUGUGUUGUGUGUGUUUAUACCAAAGUGUUUACAUCUCUUCCAGCAGUUAAGCUUGGAACAAAAGUAAGCAACUCACAAAAUGAGUCUUAAAAAAAGCUGUAAAGUUGUCUGUCCCUUGCCAUCAAGGUUCACUUUUUGCGCUCUCCCUGUGACUUUUAAAUUCUCCAUAUCUAAUGUUUUAUCACAUAUUUUUAUUUGUUUUGAUUUUUUUUUUUUUUUGCUGAAGUCCUGGAUUUUGCAUGCUUCAUUUUGUCCACGAGGACUGUUAACUGCAGACAAAAAUUCCGCCUGGUAUUGUGAUGAGGGAUUUUUAUAUAACCUACAGAGGUGAACUUAAUUUGCCCUUGUCUCAACUUUUCAUGCGCAUGUCCACCCGUUAAUCUCCCUGUACGUUUUGCACAACUUGCUGUUCUUUCCAAGGUGGUGAACAGCAAAGUUUACAACAACAGUUGGACCCAUGAAAAUGUCAAUAUUUUUAGGCUUUUCUGUGACUCUACCAGUCUCUCUAUUUCUUUUGCAACCUGCUGAGUGGUGACACUCUGUGCAUAUAAAUUUCAUCCGAAAAUGUCACCCAAAAAACGAAAAUCCCUUUUUGUGAAUAGUCUCGAAAAGGAUGAUUUAAGCCUUGUCUGCUUUGGAGACCUCUGGCUGUGUUUGUAUGUCGUGCAAUAAAUAAAAUAUACCGGUAGACUGACAAAAUAUAGUUUAAUCUUGGUUUUAAAAAAGGUUCUGUAUUCAAACAUAUUCAAACAACAGAUGAGAAUGAAUUUACUUUACCAUAAAGACUAGAAUUUAUGCACAAAGAAUAGUUUGGAAGAAAAAAAAAACAUGCUGUAUUAUUUUCUGUGUAUUGUAGUAAAAAUGCUGUUUAAAAUGUUGAUGUAAAAUUAAACAGCAGAUGCAAACUUG